AUGGCUGUGGUGGAGGCGGGAUGGGAGAGCAAGGACGCAGGGGCACUCUUCCAUGUGGCCAAGCCAGCUACUCUCCAGUGUUGCUCAGCUACGCCCUCACUGCUGCUCAGGACUGGGUACGCCCUUGCUGCCUGCCACUGCUGCCUCCCUCCUGUCAAGCAGCGGCAGGGUAGUGGAUGCGGAGGGCCGUGGGGUGGAGGGAGUGACAGUGCUGCUGCUGCUGCUGCUGCUGCUGCUGCUGCUGCUGCUGCUGCUGCUGCUGCUGCUGCUGCUGCUGCUGCUGCUGCUGCUGCUGCUGUGGUGGUGGCAAUUUCUUACCUCUCAAUCCUUGUCCCCCUCAUCCCCACACAUCCGGAUACUGCUCUGGGGACAGGCAGUGGCAGGGUGGAGGACAGGGAGGGCUGUGGGCCCGAUACUGCUCUGGGGACAGGCAGUGGCAGGGUGGAGGACAGGGAGGGCUGUGGGCCCGAUACUGCUCUGGUGACAGGCAGUGGCAGGGUGGAGGGCGGGGAGGGCCGUGGGGUGGAGGGGGCGACGGUGCUGCUGGACGGGCUCUCAGUGGCUGUGUCUGACGCUCAGGUGGGUUGCUGGGGCUGUAGCCUUGAAGUGCUUGUCGAGAGGGUGGAGGAUGGGGAGAGUAGGCUGUGGGGUGGAGGGAGCAACAGUGAUGCUGGAUGGGCUCUCAGUGGCUGUGUCUGA
Messenger RNA from Closterium sp. Naga37s-1, 699 nucleotides. The record is from the annotation of a GenBank genome assembly. Lineage: Eukaryota; Viridiplantae; Streptophyta; Zygnematophyceae; Desmidiales; Closteriaceae.